AUGGCAGCAAAACGUUUCAAUACAGCACGUCGACGAAUACUUCAAAAUGCUACAGUCGAUGUUCUAGCUGUUGUUUCAGGGAAAUUAACACGGAUUCCUCAAGAUCACAAUUCCGUGGAGUCAACCUAUGUUGCGGAUGAUAAUUUCCCUCCUCGAAAUCCACCAAAACGUCUCAAGAAAUCGGUCAAAUUACCCGAUGGGGAGAAGAAGGAUGAUAUUGAUGAAGCAAAAGAUCAGAAUUCCGUUGUUGCCACUCUUAAUGCCAUCCUGAAUUCUCUGUCAGAAAUUUCAGAAAAGCUGGAUGCUUUUAAAGAAACGAGGGAUACUACUCAACAAAGUGCAAGUACAAAUUUAUCAAUGCCACCACCAUCUGGAUCGCCUGAUGAUGAUGGCCAGAAGAUGAAUGUUGAUCCAUUAAUAAUCACUAGUUUCUGGAAAUCAGAUGAUCAAAUACUUCGAGAAUGCGUGGAAGCUCUUAAUGCUGUUGAGCAUCUCAGUCCGUUACUCUAUGGGAAAGCAUAUAGGGCGAUACUUGGUAUGAAGGAUUUCAGAAAGAUGUUCUUGUUGGUUCCCAACGAUAGGAAAAAAAAUCUAAUUAAGGAGUACUAG
Oldenlandia corymbosa var. corymbosa is the source of this 609-nucleotide messenger RNA. The record is from the annotation of a GenBank genome assembly. NCBI's taxonomy places the organism in Eukaryota, Viridiplantae, Streptophyta, Magnoliopsida, Gentianales, Rubiaceae.